Molecule: messenger RNA, 2025 nt
Organism: Ornithorhynchus anatinus (platypus)
Lineage: Eukaryota; Metazoa; Chordata; Mammalia; Monotremata; Ornithorhynchidae
Gene: AK1
Product: adenylate kinase 1
Exons: 14
Coding region: 22-1689 (555 amino acids)
Biological process (GO): ATP metabolic process; nucleoside triphosphate biosynthetic process
Cellular component (GO): cytoplasm; cytosol
Molecular function (GO): nucleoside diphosphate kinase activity; ATP binding; AMP kinase activity
Source: RefSeq, a predicted model, not a curated record
CUCCCGGACCCCCGGCCCAGGAUGACCGCGGCUGAUGCCAAGGAAUAUCUGUCCCGUCGGGAGAUUCCGCAGCUCUUCGAGAGCAUGCUGACAGGCCUGAUGUAUCACCGCCCGGAGGACCCCGUGGGAUACUUGGAGAGCUGCCUGCAGAGGGUGCGGGAGCUGGGCGGCCCCGAGAAGGUGCAGUGGGACACAUUCCUUACCCAGGAGCGCAGGACCCUGCCGCCCAUUAUUGGAGGCCAGGGGAAGAAAUCACUCUUCUGGACAGAGACCUCCGCCAGCCCCUACCGGCACUAUGAGUGCCUGCCUCCCAUCCAGAGCCAGUUCUCCAUCGAGAGUGACUCCGACAUGACCGAGUCCACCGGCCUCAUCCAAGAAUAUGACAUCUUCGACCCUGGCCAGCCUCGACCCAAGAUCGUCUUUGUGAUCGGUGGGCCAGGCAGCGGGAAGGGCACGCAGAGCGGCAAGAUGGCCACACGCUUUGGCUUCAUCUGCGUGUCAGUGGGGGAGAUCCUCCGGAAACAGAUGCUCCAUCAUGCCCCCAGCGAUCGCAAGUGGGAGCUCAUAGCCCACAUCAUCACCAACGGCGAGCUGGCCCCCUCGGAAACCACCAUUGAGGAGCUGAAGCAACAGUUCAUUCAGCAUCAGGAUGCCCGGGGCUUCGUGGUAGACGGGUUCCCCCGGGAGAUCGGCCAAGCCUUGACCUUCGAGGAGCAGAUCGGCUCCCCAGACCUGGUGGUCUUUCUGUCCUGCUCCAGCCAGCGUUUCCGACAGCGGCUGGAGAAGAGAGCCGCCCAGCAAGGCCGCCCAGAUGACAACUCUCGCGCCAUUCAGCGGCGAGUGGAAACCUUUAAGCAGAACAUCAGCCUCAUCACCAAGUACUAUCAGGAGAAGGGGACCAUUGAGCGGUUUGAUGCAGACAGGGAGGAAGAGGACAUAUUCCGGGACAUCAGCUCGGUGGUGGAGGAGCGGCUGUACCCCAGACAACUGGACCCCGCAGGGUAUUCCCACACAGCUGCUUUAGAAGCUGAACAGGAAGAGGAGGAAGAAGAGGAAGAGGAGGACGGGCAGAGUGAAGGAUUCCGCUGGCCCGAUCUCAGCAGGAUGGCAGAAAAACUGAAGAAAAGCAAGAUCAUCUUCGUGGUGGGUGGGCCCGGCUCGGGCAAAGGGACACAAUGUGAGAAGAUCGUGGAGAAGUACGGCUACACCCACCUGUCCACCGGAGACCUCCUGAGGGACGAGGUCAACUCAGGCUCGGAGAGGGGCAAGAAACUGUCGGCCAUCAUGGAGAAAGGAGAGCUGGUGCCCCUGGACACAGUGCUAGACAUGCUGCGUGAUGCCAUGGUCGCCAAAGCAGACAUCUCCCAGGGCUUCCUGAUUGACGGCUAUCCCCGAGAAGUCAAGCAAGGAGAAGAAUUUGAACGGAGGAUCGGCGCCCCUUGCCUGUUGCUCUACGUGGACGCUGGCUCGGAGACCAUGGUGAAGCGGCUGCUGAAGCGAGGGGAGACGAGCGGGCGGGUGGAUGACAACGAGGAGACAAUUAAGAAGCGCCUGGAAACCUACUACAAGGCCACUGAGCCCGUCAUCAGCUUCUACCAGAACCGGGGCAUCGUGCGUAAGCUUAAUGCCGAAGGCUCAGUGGAUGACGUGUUUGCUCAGGUCUGUACCGUUUUGGAUUCCCUGAAGUAAAGUGGAAAAAGGACUCCUCCACACUGCUCCUUUCCUCCCUCAAAUCCAGAAAAGAUCAUCUGAUCGGCUCCCACCCCAUCUCUGCUCAAAUGUGGGGAUACCACCUCAACCCCAGGAUGGUGUUUCCAAAGCAUCUGGGUCCCCUCCCACUCCCACCCCCUCCUCUUCCCCUGCCGAUUCCCCUCCCCGCCUCCCUCCCCAUCCCCGAGCUCUGCGGCACAGACAGAGGAAGCGGCUUUAUCCUGUUUUCAUGGACAGAACUGCACUAAGGAAUUUCCAAGGACAUUUUGUUUUGCUCCUUUUCUCCUGUUCAAAGUAAAGCUCGUUCUAACGAUG